ACGCACACCAACAGCCUUAGAAUUUAUGGCUGUCUGCUCAGACCCUUCUUCUUUGCAUCGGACAUUCACUAAGGGGAGCAUUUGUGGCUACACAACCAUCAUCGUUUUCCUCCUCUCAGCCAUCGCCUCCGCGUCAUUUCCCCGCAAAACCUCGGGUUUUGUAACGUUCAAGCCCGGCAAUUUUAUUUCAAGACCGUGUAAAACAUUCCAUCGAGACGUAAUAUCUCUGCCACGUGGCCUAGCGAUGCUUCGCUUUCACGGCCGCAGUUCCGAAAUGAGCUUGAGAGAUCCUCACGCUUCCCCUACUCAGGGGCCCCUCAGGGGGUCCUCCCCCCCACCCUCCUCCCUUAUGUCCUUCAAAACCAGCUCUCUCCAGGCCUUCCAACUACUAGGAAAGUCCACUCGCUGGACUGUAGCCAGCUUGGUAGCCGUCAUGCUUCUAGUCCGGCGGGACGCCGCGAUUGUCAACUUCACAGUAGGGGCUAUUCUGAAUGCCAUGCUUGGAAAAAUCUUAAAACGUCUUAUCAAAGAAGCUCGACCAGACGGCGCGGUCCUGGAGGAUCCAGGUAUGCCUAGCUCCCACGCCAUGGCCUUGUUCUACAUGUCUGCUUUCCUUGGGAGCGCGCUGUGCCAAAAGAGGGGGAUCGGGGUGCUCCCGCCCUGGUGGCCUUUGGAUGUCCUGCCCACCAUUGCCUUGGGCGGCCUCUAUGUCUCUGUCGCAAGCGCUUGGAGAGUCUUCUCAGGUCUGCACACGUCCGCACAAAUCUUGGUCGGGGCGGGUGUGGGAGGUGGGGUGGGGUUGGCGUGGGAGAGGGC
Messenger RNA from Nannochloropsis gaditana CCMP526, 816 nucleotides. Its product is annotated as dolichyldiphosphatase. The annotation marks the transcript as partial. The transcript has a single exon. The record is from RefSeq and is a predicted model, not a curated record.